AAAUGGUAAUUAAAGCCGAGGCCUCCGUAAUUAUAUAUAUGAAUAAAUUGGCAUCUGUCAGGGGCUACUGCAGCAGCGCCCAGUGGGGGAGUGGAGUGCAGCUCACUCGUUUUCAACGGUUGGUAAACAAAGCGCAAAACUGAGCAACCGAGUGACAGCUCCACACAAAAGCAACUCCAGCAAGCAAGCCAGCACAGGCCCCUCCCUCCCUCACGGCCUCACCCUCUCCCCCCUCUCUCUCAUCGCGUGGUGUGUACAGUGUCCUGCCGCUGCUGUCCCGGAGGGGAGCUCACAGCUACUGUUAGAGGGCAGCUCAAGCACCAAGGAGUCCAGCGCCCAGGCUCCAUAGUCUCCGUACCCACAGCACCGCCUGCUCGUUCAAGAAUCUUCCAGCUUUCCCCAAACAGCGCCAACCUUUGGCUAUUGGCCUCUGCUUCCUGAUCUGUGGUGGGCUCCCGGUGUCUCAAUCUCGGUCCAAGAUCAGUGCCAAUCUAUCUCAAGCACCCUUUUCCCCUUCGGUGCUAGCAAAAAAAAUUUCCCAUCUUUUGACCGCUGGAGCUUGGGGAAAUGGGUUUUGCAGCAGCAUGUUUCUUGAAGGGCAUGCUAGCUUGAUGCAAGAUUUCUAGAUUGUUUUGGCUGCUCUAACCAGUGAGAAAUUUUGUUUCAAAAAGGAAGCAACAAGACAAACUGAAUAGGCCGCAUCUAGAUAUCUUCAUUCACAGCUUGUAGCUUCAGCUGUUGCCUGGUACACACAUCUGGAGCCUCUGCUGAAUUGAAUCAAUGGGUAGGGGGAGGGGCAGAGGGAGGAAGCAGCUCACCAAUGGCAGGAUCCAUGAGGACAAGGGGAGCAGCGGUGAGGAGGUCGUCGUGCCUGCAAGGAAGAGGAGGGGGCGGCCCCAAAAGCGCGUCGCCGCCGAGAAGAUCAUUGAAGCGGAGGUGAAGAAACUGGAGGAGGCUGAUGACGGCGAUGAGGACUAUGUGGUGGGAGCAGGGGAUGGUGCCAAACUAAAGGGUUCCGCAGGGGUUGGUACCAACAAGAGGAACAGGGUGCCCAAGGAAGAAGAAGAAGAGGGUUCAAAUCUUGACAUGGAGGAGAACAGCUCCAGUACUCGGUCCAGCAAUGAUGAGUCGACCAGGUCCAAUGGGUUCCGGCAAUCUGGUAGCCGCCGGAAGAGCACGCCACGGCGGGCGGCGGAGGCGGGGUUAUAGUUGAAUUUGAAUGGAAUUGAUUCUUGACUAUCAAUUAGGCAGCUGCUCUUCAAUUUUGCCACCUUCAUAUUUUUAGUAGUAAUCUUCAAAUUUUUGUCAUCUUGGUAUUUGCUAGGUCCUGCAUGAGUGUAAACAUAUAAUGAUUGCAAGUCAUCAGAAGUUUUGCUGAUGUUGAAGAAAAUGUAUGAACUACUGGAGUUCCACAUCUAGUUGCUAUAUGCUACUGUAUUAUC
Molecule: messenger RNA, 1442 nt
Organism: Panicum hallii
Lineage: Eukaryota; Viridiplantae; Streptophyta; Magnoliopsida; Poales; Poaceae
Exons: 2
Coding region: 781-1209 (142 amino acids)
Source: RefSeq, a predicted model, not a curated record